Molecule: messenger RNA, 227 nt
Organism: Funneliformis caledonium
Lineage: Eukaryota; Fungi; Glomeromycota; Glomeromycetes; Glomerales; Glomeraceae
Source: the annotation of a GenBank genome assembly
AAAAUUCUAAAUCCCACUCUAUAUAAUAUUCAAGAUACUAUUGAUGAAAAUUUAGAGGAUUUGACAAAUGAAUUAGAACAUGUGGAUAUAACGAAUGAAGUAGAAGUAAAUUUGGAAUGCAAAGGGUACGGAAGUUUUUAUUCUGGUUGGACAUUGCAACAACACCAAAAAGUUAGAGAACCAGUGAAACGAAUCCCUAUACAUAUCAAGCAACUUCUUGAAACAAU